This is a messenger RNA of Acromyrmex echinatior (Panamanian leafcutter ant), 8460 nucleotides long. RefSeq names its product protein tyrosine kinase 2 Fak (gene Fak). Gene Ontology annotation, biological process: protein phosphorylation; signal complex assembly. Lineage: Eukaryota; Metazoa; Arthropoda; Insecta; Hymenoptera; Formicidae. Gene Ontology annotation, cellular component: focal adhesion; cytoskeleton. Gene Ontology annotation, molecular function: ATP binding; protein tyrosine kinase activity. The record is from RefSeq and is a predicted model, not a curated record.
UAGGAUGAUGGUGGAGCGUGUCGAGGAUCACCUCUUCAUGUAUCGACGCCCUGUCUACCGCGUCUUUCAAUACCUCGAAACUACCGACCAUGAGGGGAUGAGUACUGGAGCAGGAGAUGGAGGUGCAGGCAGUGUAGGAGGUGUUCAGAACAGCGGUGGUGGCAGGAACACUCCGCCGCAUGGCUCCCCUACCCCCAUGGAUAAGGCGACUUUAAAAGUCCAUCUUCCCAACGGUGGUUUUAAUGUCGUCAAAUUCGGUGAUGCGAUCGACGUUAGAGGUAUCAUCUCUUUGGUAACUAGUCGAUUAGCUGUUGGUACUAGACAUUAUCGAAAUCUGUACGCAAUGAGGCUGCACCAUCCCGGAUCCGGAGAGAGUUAUUGGUUGCAUCAGGAUACAACGAUGUAUCAGGUACAAGAAAAGUAUGAACGAAAGCAUCCACAUUGCGAAUGGAGGUACGAGCUCCGAGUACGUUAUCUUCCUCAGAACUUGAAUGAUCUUUACGAGAAGGAUAAAGUCACAUUUUACUAUUAUUACGAUCAGGUGCGAAACGAUUACCUGCUUGCUAACCAUUCUACACUGGAUCAGGACCUAGAGAUCCGUUAUUUUUUCAAGGAUAUGCCGCAAAUUGCUCUGGACAAGAAGAGCAAUUUGGAAUACUUAGAGCGUGAGGUCGGUUUACACAAAUUCCUGCCGCGUUCCGUGCUGAAUGGGAUGAAACCAAAAGCGCUCCGAAAACUAAUACAGCAACACUUUAAAAAAGUCGCAGCAUUGUCCGAACUGGAGUGCAUGUUCAAAUUUUUUGAUCUGCUACGGGCGCACUAUCGAUUUGAUCAGGAAAGAUUUAUAUGCGCAUUAGGGUCAAGCUGGUCAAUACCUGUAGAACUAGUCAUUGGACCGGACUUGGGUAUAUCUUACAUGGCUCAUCGAGGCGGAACAGUGUCAUUGUGGAAUAGAAAAGCUGGAUCAUGGAAGAAUUAUCCUUGUCCAUGCAAAGAUGCACAGCCGCCAAAAUAUAGGCAGGAUGAUGCUAGCAGUCCAGCGGAGAAGAACUCGAGUAAAACUGGAACAAUCUUGUCCGAAGAUUAUGCGGAGAUCGUCGACGAAGAAGGAGAUUAUUCGACGCCAGCUACUCGAGACUAUGAGAUAGUUCGAAAUCAAGUAGAAUUAGGCGAAAUCAUAGGGGAAGGACAAUUUGGUAAUGUUCAUAAGGGAUCAUAUAAAGGCAGAGAUGAUCAAACCGUCGCUGUUGCUGUCAAGACUUGUAAGGUUGAUGCAGAUCUUGCUACUGCUGAGAAAUUCCUCGAAGAAGCUUGUACGGAAAUUCAAUAAAUUAUAUAUUCAUUAUAAUAAAAUAAAGUAUAUAAACAUAUAUUUUCGAGAUAAUAAAUUCAAAUUUUAGAUAUUAUGCAGCAGUUUGAGCAUCCGCAUAUUAUCAGAUUGAUCGGAGUUUGUUCAGAAGCACCGAUUUGGCUUGUAAUGGAAUUAGCCAGACUCGGAGAAAUGCGUGCUUAUCUCCAAUCUAAUAAACAUCGUCUGGACCUUGCCACACUUCUACUGUAUACUUUCCAAUUGAGCACUGCCCUUUCAUAUCUCGAAAGCAAGAAAUUUGUGCACAGAGAUAUCGCUGCAAGAAACGUGCUAGUUUCAUCGCAUAGUUGCGUUAAAUUGGCAGAUUUUGGCCUUAGUAGAUGGGUCGAAGAUCAAAGUUAUUAUACCGCGAGCAAAUGUAAGCUACCAAUUAAAUGGAUGGCGCCGGAAAGUAUAAAUUUCCGAAGAUUUACUACUUCAUCUGAUGUUUGGAUGUUCGGUGUAUGUAUAUGGGAAAUUUUGAUGCUAGGCGUAAAACCAUUCCAAGGCGUGAAAAAUAACGAAGUAAUACGCAAGUUGGAGAACGGAGAGAGACUCGCACUUCCCAAUCAUUGCCCGCCGCGAUUAUACUCUUUAAUGUCUCAAUGUUGGAGCUACGAACCUAGUAAGAGACCGACGUUUAAAGAAAUUAGAGAAACUUUACAUGAGAUUUUGCUAGAAGAGAAACAUCAGCAGCAAGAAACGAUGAGACGAGAAAACAGAAGAGUUCAAGCCAUGUCUUGGGGUGCAGACGAUGUGCCGCCACCGAAACCCUCCCGGCAACCACAAAAUACGACGGAGCAAUUAGCGGCACCAUCCACGUACAUCGUAGCGCAAAGUCCCGAGGUUCUCACGCAACUUCUCAAGGACAACCAAGCCAGAGGGGUAUGUCCCUCCGUGUACACAACACCCGCAUCUCCCUUCAACACCCUGGCGGUCCAAUUUCAGGAUGAGGAUCAAGUUCUAACAACCGCCGUUGUGUCCGAUUUACCCUUCUUUGAUCCCGUGCUUUCCGAACCGCCAUCCAUCACAACUCAGUCGGGUGAUUCCACCCUGUCUGACAUCAACUUAGACUCCCUUGAUUCCUCGGAUAACACUCCCCUCAUGUCGAGCCUGAGCAUUUCAGACACGGCAGUGCAGACGCAGUCGCCCGCCGCCAACCGAAAGCAGCAGAAGGUUAAAGAGAUGCAAAACUUGUAUGCGGUUAGCUCGAAGGUGGUUGGUAGCAUCACGGGGGACCUGUACUCCCCCGUGCAGAAAUUCUCCGUGUCCAGCACCGUUCCGUCGCCACCCGCGACCGCGUCGGUCGUGUCAGCCGCGGUCGCGGGCAACACCUGUGGCGAGAUAUAUGGACCGGUCACUAGUUUCACCCAGAGCUCAGCUAUCGUUGGUAAUCUCAGUCAAAGCGCUGGUUUAGGUGGUAAUUACAAUGAGGAUUUCGAAAAUUUUGAUCCUAGUAGUUUGGGCAGCAGUAUUAUAAUACCGAAUAGUAGCAGCCAGGCGCAGUUUGUUGCGAGUGGUUCGCAUGCUCUCAAUCAGUCAAUUAAUUACGGUAACUUCACAACUAGUAAUAACAUGAGCCAAGUAUUUGGUGGCGGUCAAUCUACGAAUCAGAAUGUUAGCGGUGUGCAGAGUGUUGGCGAUAGUAUUAGUAGUAGCGGUGGUGGUAGUAGUGGCGUUGUUUAUUCUCGUAAUAUUAGCUUGGCGAAUGUAGGUAGUUCCACAUCAAAUUCAGAAUGUUUGUAUGGUCCGGUACUCAAGUUCCGUGCACAAAACGCCCAACCACAGUUGGCCGUAGCUGCAACUGUGACCGCGACUGAAUUGAAACCCGUCGGCGCGGUAGGACAUUACGGACAAGCCGGAAGAAGUAAUCUAGUAGUGCAGAAUCUACAGUCGCAGCCAAUAUAUUCACAGAAUUAUCCGCAUCAGCAGAUUUAUUCGAAUAUCGCUCAAACGGGACAACAGUCCAUGUAUCUGUUGCAAAUGCCUCACAUGCAAAUGCCGCAGAAUAUCACGCGGCAGAAUGUCGUUUCCCAGGCGGUGUCUUACGCGAUGCAACACACAAACCAACAGUCUCAAUUAAGCGGUGCCAAUCCUAUUUACACGGCCCAUGCUACGUCCGUGUCGGUGGUCCAAGCUCAGAAGGUGCACAUGCCAAAUUAUACUCACCAAGCUCAGUCCGGAAUUAGUUGUCAGCCAGUGACUUGUCAAGUAACCGGCACGAAUCAUUCAGCGAACAUUGGAAUAAUGCAAGCUUCCUCUGUUCCAUCACACUCUGUUAUGUCAUCCUCGGCGACUCAGCAAAACAUCCAUUCAAUUCCAUCCGCGUACAUGGUAGAUCAACAGCAAUCAAGUUUCCUCGGUCCAGUUGAUUAUCAAGUGCACGCUAACAUCGGCAAUGUAAUGACAAGCCUGACGGGUGCGCAUCAGCAACAAAUAGCGCAAUCUCAGAUGGCUAGCGGCAUCGCGAAGGCCGCAAAUAUAUCACAAGUCGUAACGGGCAUCGCCAAAAUCACCACCUUCGUGACACCACAAAAGCAGGAUGAGCAGUUGACAAGCUCGACCGAUGGCACUCUCUCUGGCUCUUUGAUCUCUUCUGCUGUCAGCGACAGCACCGUGUCAUCUAGCAGCUCGAUGACAGAGGAGGCACAACAAGAUCAGAGGAACAUCCAUUCACAACUAUUCGAUAACCUAACUGACAAUUUCAAUAGCGGCAUUGAUGACGAACAAAAACUACUGGAGCAACGGUUAUUGGAACAACAACGACAAUCUGAAGAGGAUAGCCGGUGGCUCGCAAGAGAAGAAAAACGUUUAUCGAUUGCUACGAGUGGUGAUGAAAGUGCUAGUCCCACGAUUCCACGAUCAGUUACUCAAUCACCGAGCCACGAACCGCAUACUGGCUCUCUUGGCUCGGAUAAGAAUUCCGAUAAAGUCAUUGUAGUAAAGAAAAUGGAACCUACACCUACAGCAGAUUUAGACAGAACUAACGAUAAAGUAUACGACUGCACAACAAGCGUUGUUCGUGCAGUUAUGUCAUUAUCGCAAGGUGUUCAACAGAGUAAGGCUGAUCAGUAUUUAGAAUUAGUACGUAGAGUAGGUAUUGAAUUAAGAGCAUUAUUAUCCUCUGUGGAUGUUUUGGUAGAAAUUUUACCAAUAUCCGCGCAUCGUGAAGUAGAAAUGGCGCAUAAGGUAUUAAGUAAAGAUAUGGCAGAACUUGUGUCUGCCAUGAAACUGGCACAAAGUUACAGUGCCACUACAUUGGAUGCUGAAUAUCGGAAAGGAAUGCUUUCUGCAGCUCAUAUCUUAGCCAUGGAUGCAAAGAAUCUUUUAGACGUAAUCGAUUCCAUCCGUAUUCGUUAUCCAUAUGUAGAUAGUCAGAUUUGCCAAAGGCAGAGCAAUGUUGUUAACAGAACACGAGAAUCCACACCCGAGAAUCGCAUUCGUUCGAGUCAAUCAGGCGAACAAUUUCUAAGGAGAAGUCAGUCGACCGAACGACAAGGAACGACCUUUAGACAAAGUCAAAGUGGUGAUUUAUUACACAGAAUGGGUCAAUCUGUGGACCGAUCUUUGCCGGGAAGUCAAUCCGACUUCAAUUCCGGCAAUAGCUUAGAAAGAAGACACAAUACAGUUACCAAUAGCCUUGAACGUAACUCAACAGCGAGAAGACAAAUGGCCACUAACAGUUUAGAAAGAAAAAGACCCUCAUUAGCAUGUAAUGUAGGGCCUAUAAAUAAUUCUGUUAAUUGUUUGCCUAUGGUGCCAGUCACUUACAAUUUGGUUCAGACUGCGAGUCCCGUCAUACAUCCAAGUCAAUCGAUUACAACGGGUGUUAAUCAACAGACAGUGUUUACGACCAACAGUAAAGUUACAAGUGAGACUUCGAUAAAUGACACCGCGGUCGCGGGCAACACCUGUGGCGAGAUAUAUGGACCGGUCACUAGUUUCACCCAGAGCUCAGCUAUCGUUGGUAAUCUCAGUCAAAGCGCUGGUUUAGGUGGUAAUUACAAUGAGGAUUUCGAAAAUUUUGAUCCUAGUAGUUUGGGCAGCAGUAUUAUAAUACCGAAUAGUAGCAGCCAGGCGCAGUUUGUUGCGAGUGGUUCGCAUGCUCUCAAUCAGUCAAUUAAUUACGGUAACUUCACAACUAGUAAUAACAUGAGCCAAGUAUUUGGUGGCGGUCAAUCUACGAAUCAGAAUGUUAGCGGUGUGCAGAGUGUUGGCGAUAGUAUUAGUAGUAGCGGUGGUGGUAGUAGUGGCGUUGUUUAUUCUCGUAAUAUUAGCUUGGCGAAUGUAGGUAGUUCCACAUCAAAUUCAGAAUGUUUGUAUGGUCCGGUACUCAAGUUCCGUGCACAAAACGCCCAACCACAGUUGGCCGUAGCUGCAACUGUGACCGCGACUGAAUUGAAACCCGUCGGCGCGGUAGGACAUUACGGACAAGCCGGAAGAAGUAAUCUAGUAGUGCAGAAUCUACAGUCGCAGCCAAUAUAUUCACAGAAUUAUCCGCAUCAGCAGAUUUAUUCGAAUAUCGCUCAAACGGGACAACAGUCCAUGUAUCUGUUGCAAAUGCCUCACAUGCAAAUGCCGCAGAAUAUCACGCGGCAGAAUGUCGUUUCCCAGGCGGUGUCUUACGCGAUGCAACACACAAACCAACAGUCUCAAUUAAGCGGUGCCAAUCCUAUUUACACGGCCCAUGCUACGUCCGUGUCGGUGGUCCAAGCUCAGAAGGUGCACAUGCCAAAUUAUACUCACCAAGCUCAGUCCGGAAUUAGUUGUCAGCCAGUGACUUGUCAAGUAACCGGCACGAAUCAUUCAGCGAACAUUGGAAUAAUGCAAGCUUCCUCUGUUCCAUCACACUCUGUUAUGUCAUCCUCGGCGACUCAGCAAAACAUCCAUUCAAUUCCAUCCGCGUACAUGGUAGAUCAACAGCAAUCAAGUUUCCUCGGUCCAGUUGAUUAUCAAGUGCACGCUAACAUCGGCAAUGUAAUGACAAGCCUGACGGGUGCGCAUCAGCAACAAAUAGCGCAAUCUCAGAUGGCUAGCGGCAUCGCGAAGGCCGCAAAUAUAUCACAAGUCGUAACGGGCAUCGCCAAAAUCACCACCUUCGUGACACCACAAAAGCAGGAUGAGCAGUUGACAAGCUCGACCGAUGGCACUCUCUCUGGCUCUUUGAUCUCUUCUGCUGUCAGCGACAGCACCGUGUCAUCUAGCAGCUCGAUGACAGAGGAGGCACAACAAGAUCAGAGGAACAUCCAUUCACAACUAUUCGAUAACCUAACUGACAAUUUCAAUAGCGGCAUUGAUGACGAACAAAAACUACUGGAGCAACGGUUAUUGGAACAACAACGACAAUCUGAAGAGGAUAGCCGGUGGCUCGCAAGAGAAGAAAAACGUUUAUCGAUUGCUACGAGUGGUGAUGAAAGUGCUAGUCCCACGAUUCCACGAUCAGUUACUCAAUCACCGAGCCACGAACCGCAUACUGGCUCUCUUGGCUCGGAUAAGAAUUCCGAUAAAGUCAUUGUAGUAAAGAAAAUGGAACCUACACCUACAGCAGAUUUAGACAGAACUAACGAUAAAGUAUACGACUGCACAACAAGCGUUGUUCGUGCAGUUAUGUCAUUAUCGCAAGGUGUUCAACAGAGUAAGGCUGAUCAGUAUUUAGAAUUAGUACGUAGAGUAGGUAUUGAAUUAAGAGCAUUAUUAUCCUCUGUGGAUGUUUUGGUAGAAAUUUUACCAAUAUCCGCGCAUCGUGAAGUAGAAAUGGCGCAUAAGGUAUUAAGUAAAGAUAUGGCAGAACUUGUGUCUGCCAUGAAACUGGCACAAAGUUACAGUGCCACUACAUUGGAUGCUGAAUAUCGGAAAGGAAUGCUUUCUGCAGCUCAUAUCUUAGCCAUGGAUGCAAAGAAUCUUUUAGACGUAAUCGAUUCCAUCCGUAUUCGUUAUCCAUAUGUAGAUAGUCAGAUUUGCCAAAGGCAGAGCAAUGUUGUUAACAGAACACGAGAAUCCACACCCGAGAAUCGCAUUCGUUCGAGUCAAUCAGGCGAACAAUUUCUAAGGAGAAGUCAGUCGACCGAACGACAAGGAACGACCUUUAGACAAAGUCAAAGUGGUGAUUUAUUACACAGAAUGGGUCAAUCUGUGGACCGAUCUUUGCCGGGAAGUCAAUCCGACUUCAAUUCCGGCAAUAGCUUAGAAAGAAGACACAAUACAGUUACCAAUAGCCUUGAACGUAACUCAACAGCGAGAAGACAAAUGGCCACUAACAGUUUAGAAAGAAAAAGACCCUCAUUAGCAUGUAAUGUAGGGCCUAUAAAUAAUUCUGUUAAUUGUUUGCCUAUGGUGCCAGUCACUUACAAUUUGGUUCAGACUGCGAGUCCCGUCAUACAUCCAAGUCAAUCGAUUACAACGGGUGUUAAUCAACAGACAGUGUUUACGACCAACAGUAAAGUUACAAGUGAGACUUCGAUAAAUGACAGCUAACAACGAGACGUCUUGAAUUAAGGACUUUGAAUCAUUGCUUGCAAUUAGUAUGUAUAUAAGUAGACGAUAUACUACCAAGUUACCCGUGUUACACAUCUACACUUCAAUAUUUUAACAACGGGAAAUCUAGGGUACGUUCCACUUAACGUUCGCAACACUCUCGUGCAUCAUUUCAUCCUUGUUUAAUUUAAUAAUAACAAAGAUGAAAUAAUACUCGCGAGCGUUAUGAAUUGGAAUGCACUCCUAGUAUUUGUGCUUUUUAGCUCUUUUUAACAUUUAAAUAUUGACAUUUUAUCUAAGCGUACUUAUAGAUAGGAUAGUAUUCGUUAAUUAUAAGAGUAGGAAGUUUAUCACUACAGAAUUUUAGUCACAGCUAUAAUGAAAUCAUAACUCCAAAGGAUUUAAGAUUAUCGUUACUAUUUGUUAUCUAAUGAUGGCAUAUACGAAAUGACGCAAAGUUACAUUGUCCCAUAAAGAUAAGAGUAUACACUAUUAAUUUUAUUAUGAUAACAUUAAUAUUGACAUUAUUAAAUGAGAUAUAAAGGUCUCAGAUUUAUUCACGCUAUUCGUAUUUAUUCUGACAUUGCACAUGAUAUCGCAAAAUUUCUUGAUUUUAUCUGCGUCAUCUCGUAUAAUUA